Molecule: messenger RNA, 6615 nt
Organism: Portunus trituberculatus (swimming crab)
Lineage: Eukaryota; Metazoa; Arthropoda; Malacostraca; Decapoda; Portunidae
Product: calcium-activated chloride channel regulator 1-like
Source: RefSeq, a predicted model, not a curated record
CAAAGAAACAAGAGCAUCAGAGGAAACAACAACUUGAAGUGAUCCUGUGACAGCGUGGGAGAGCAGUAUAUCCUGCGAUAUGCAGCAGGGGUGAGAGCGAGCUUUAAGGAACAAGAAAACGACAAAAUGCAGUAACGAUAAAUAGCAAAAUCAGCAGCGGCAAAAUCAGCAGCAGCAGCAGCAGCAGCAGCAGCAGCGGCAGCAGUAGCGGCAGCAGCAACAGCAGCGCGGACUGGCAGACUCGCAUUGGUCGGUCCCUCGGACUCUCUCCUUGUUAGUUGGGCCGCCGCCUCAGUGUCGGGUGGACGUAGCCAGUCAGCUGCCAGCAUCUCCUGGUGACUCGCCUCGCUCCCUCGCUUCUAGCGCCUAUCACACGCUCCGUUCCUGUGCCGCGCUCAGGACCCCAGUGAUAUUAUGUUGACGGCGCAUACGAGGAUUACCAAGUGAAGAAAAAAAUACAUAGAGAGAUAUACAAAGAAAAAUUGAGCCUUCACUAUCUGUGUUAGAACUCGUGUAGGAGACGUGAGUGUAGGCCGCCUCGCACGGAGCAACAUGUGACGGGUUUGUGGUACCAGACGUGAUAUAGUGCCCUUCAUCGUCCCGGGGCACAGGCACCACGCCAGGACCCUCAAACUUUUUGCGAUGGCCAGGCAUACUAAGUCACUCCCUCGCCGGUCCCUGGGCUCUCCGAGACUGUGGGUCGGGGCGGCGACAGUAGUCAUGUGUCUCGUCCUGGCCGGCAGCAGCAGCGGCAGCAGCGACGGGGACCUGCGGCUGGUGGACAACGGCUACGAGGGGCUGAUGGUGGUAAUCUCUGACCAGAUUUCCGAGGACCACUGCAACCAUGUUCUCCACGGAUUACAGAGCGUCCUGCGGGAGCUGUCCAGCCAGAUGUGGUCUGCCACGGGCGGCCGAGCGUCCAUAAGAAAAGUAACGGUGGCGCUGCCGCGUGUCUGGAGGACAGACGCCCUCGGCUGCUCCCUCAAGAAUCUUCUUCCGGCCUCUGCGGCACCCGAGGAGGGCCACAUCCGUAUUACAACUUCCCAUCCAGUCUUCGGGGACAGACCCUGGACACAACAGACGCAGGGAUGCGGCCGCCAAGGGGACUUCAUCCAGAUGGGCGGGGACCUUCUGAGGGCGGCCAGCAAUGACUCCUACGCUCACUCAGCACGUCUGCUGCUCGCUGAGUGGGCCAAGUUUCGCUGGGGUGUGUUCGACGAGCGCGGCCACGCAAACGACCCGCUCUUUCCACCUACCUUCCGCGACCCCAACACUCACCAGUUCGCCGCUACUAGCUGCUCCGACGGCGUGGUGAAGGGCGAUACCUGCGACCCGUCCCAGCGGUGCACCUUCUCGCCGCAGCCCUACAGUAACAACCACCUCAGCUCCUCGCUCCUCUCCUUCCCGGAGCUCCCCACCAUCCGUCUAUUCUGUAAUGACAAGACACACAACCGCAUGGCGCCCACCAAGCACAACGCCCAGUGCGGCGGGCGCUCCGCCUGGGAAAUCAUUCAGCAGACCAGUGACUUCGUCGGCGGGAGAAAUUCAGUCAGCAAUGGUAGCCGCGGACUGGAGCCCAUCCUGAGGUUCGUGCAGCAGGCUAACCCACGCUUCGUGUUGGUUAUCGAGGACACAGCCACUAUGAAUCUGCAGCGGCGGUGGGAGUUCCUGAGGAAAGCAAUGCGCCGUGUGGUAGUGUACGACGUCCCAGACGGGGCACACAUCGGCGUGGUCACCUUCCGCUCCGUGGCCAGCACCGUGGCGCCGCUCACUUACAUCGAGAGUGAAGACUCUGAUAUGAGGCAGAGGGUGGGAUCUUCCCUUCCUCGCAACCCAUCCACGGUUCCUGAGAGCCAGAAAUGCCUCCUGUGCGGCCUGCAGGAGGCAGUGCGUGUGUUGGAUGAAGACAACAAGGGUGCUGACGGCGCCACGAUCAUCCUCGUCACUACGGGAUCAGGCCCUGCACCACGCCGUGAAGUAGACGAGAUGAUUACUUUAUCUGCGCAGCGUAACUUAAGAAUCGAGGUCGUGCUAUAUCCUCUAACAGAGAGACGCGGCGCUGCCUCGGCUUCCCAUGGUCUAGAGCCCCUCGUAGAGGCGACGCAUGGCACGCUGCACACGGUGAUGGACGAAGGUGUUGGCAACGACUCAAAGGUGAAGAUGAUGGUAGCACUGAUGGACGCCUUGCUAGCUGCCGUGCAACGCAACGCCCCACCAUCUUCAAGUUCCACGGUGCUUGUUCACAGCGCAGACUACCCUGGCGGCAUCGCAUCGAUGUCUGACGGCUCUUUCGCCCUGGACUCUUCCCUAGGACCCGACGCUCGUUUUUCUGUUUACUACUACGACCUCAACCAUGUGGGUAAUAUUAUUCAGCUGACAGCGCCCUCAGGUCACAUGAUCGCCUCGGUCAAUGUGCAGGAAGAGGAUGGUGAUGUGAACAUGAUCUUCGUCAACUUGGAAAAAGCCGAGCGUGGCCUGUGGGCAUACAGCGUGGAGAACCGUGCUGACUCGCACCAAGGGCUGUAUGUGCAGGUCACCGCCAAGCGUAACUCCUCCUCCGGCCUUAACGUGCGCCUCUGGACCAGCUCAGGCUCGCGCACUAUCAAUUCCUCGGACCCAUCCUCACCCGUGAGGCUGUAUGCUGAGGUGAAGAUGGGCGUGGCGCCCGUCAUGAAGGCCCGUGUCGUGGCCAAGCUGCAGCGCCUCGGCACCAACACCACGGGCAGCAACUACCGACCCAUCUACCUCGACCUAUGGGACAACGGCAUUGGUGACCCGGACAUCACCCGUGGCGAUGGAAUUUAUUCCCGCUACUUGCCACCGCUACAAGGGAACCCAGGUCGCUACUUGCUGACAGCCGACGUGGACUACAACAGCGGACUGGCAGUGGUGGCUAAGGGACCGCCGACCCGUCAUCACAAGGUUCCCGCUUCACACCUGCCGCACUACUACCAGCAUGGCUACGACACCUGGAGUAGCGACCAAACGUGUUGUGGGUACAGCUUAUCUCACGUCCACACUCGCCGCGCAGCGCCUUUCCUGCGGCACGUGACGUGGGGAGUGCUGGAGGUGGUGUCUCCCUCACCCUCUCGCGACGUGACGCCGCCCUCCCGCAUUCUCGAUCUGCGGGUUGAGGUCAACGACACAGUGCACGAGAUUACGCUGCGCUGGACCGCUCCUGGAGACGAUUGGGAUGUGGACCGUGCUCACCACUAUGAGGCGGUGGUAGCUCCCCUGUGGCGCGAGGCGAGAGCUUUCCAAGGGGACCACCUGACAGGCUUGCCCAAACCACUGCCCGCAGGCGCCCUGCACACCACUAACCUGCACUUCGUCAGAUAUGAGGAGCUCUGGUACAUCAGUCUGCGGGCGGUGGAUGAGGCAGGAAACGUGGGCGGUGUUGGGAACAUCGCAGCCCUUUGGGUACCACGCCCUCCGACCACCUACGAGAUCACUACCAGGACCCAGCCGGCUCUCACCACCUCAGGCAACUACACCAUGCCCUCAGAGCUCGGAUCUGGCAGGCCGGUGGGCAUGGCGGACCUGCAGCUGGAGGAUGUGGCAGUCAUUCUGGGGAGCAUUGGGGGCUUCCUGAUAGUCGUGGCGGUACUCGCCUCCUACUGUUACUGCCAUACCACGAGGAGGAGGAAGCAGCAGCGUGAAAAAGAUGCCGAAAAAGUGCAGGGGAAUGGCAGCAGCGGCGGCAACGUGCUGGUGAAAUCCGGGUCCCUGUGUGGAGAUGAGCGCGGUGGCGGCAGCCACGAGUCCCUGGACAGUGUGGUGAAGGAGGCGCCCGAGACGGCCAGGGACGGCCGCCCGCUCUCUCCCGUCCAGUCAUGGGGAGCCACCACCCUCCUACAGGAACAUGAGCGUCGACUGUCCAUCCACAGCGGGGCCCCGGAUGAGAAUCAAGUAACUUACCAGGUGGACGGCGCUCCUCUCCAUGCCCCCUUUCCUGACGUGACGGUGACAGACUACCGCCCGGUGCCCACAGGUAGCGAGCCCCCAGUCUACCUGCCGUGCCCUCACGAAGAAAAUCCCUGCCCCUGCACUGCUCCAGGCCCGGAUUACACCAGCUAUGCCGCCGCCUGGGACGACCCGCUCACCGGCCACCUGCUGGCCCGCGCCCGGCCUGCUGCCCCUGCCGGGCCCACCGGUCCCGCUGCCGCUGGUCCCAUGCAGGCGAUGCCGCAGCAGGCGGACCGCAAGCGCCGGAACGUGACCCAGGUGUAAUUGUCCUCGGGCGGCGAGCAGUGCCAAGAGGCUGAGGCGUGUGGUGCUCCCUGCUCAAUUCCUCCAUACUGUACACUGAGGGGCACGUCCGCUGUGCGCCCUUUCUGUGCUGGUGCGUCGUCGGCCUCACACUCACUGUUUUGAAAAUAGCACGCAAGACUCUCUUCCUCAAGUGAACCUAACGACUGUGUUGAACGCUGUGUGGUGAGGCCGCGCGUGCCGCCGCGACUUCGGCCUCCAGUGGCGCAAAGGCCACGCGGGCAGUCUUGCUAGGACCUCUGGAGGAUGAGUCCGAUCAAUCAGACUUUUUUCUUGCCACAGCCCGGUGAGUGACCUUGGCUCGGCGAGAUGCGUGCGAGUAGGCCCGCUCCGUGGCUCCUGGGAUGGAGAUUCGAGUCUCCCGAGCACCGUGAUCUCACCUGCAUUAUCCUGUAACCAUUACUUCAGCUUUCCGACUGAAUGGCGAGUGAAUGAAACCAUUUAAUUUCGAGUGAAGUGUAAAGAGAACGAAUGCGAGGGACCAAACUAUAAACCGUAUUCCGCUAUGUUUCAACAACUUUACAUAUUAUCUUUUUAAUGAUCGUCUUUUGUUUGACAGAACGCAUAUCAUAGCUCAUGUAUCAUAAACUAGCAACACUCCAAAACUAAUGUAGAGGUUUAAUGUUUAAUGUGAUAAUUGUAAAUAACUUGGUGUGACAAGCCUCUCUAUUAUUCUUUAUCUUUCAAUUCAUCUCAUUUACUUCUCCUUAUCUACCUACUCACAAACAACUAUAACACAAAAAAAUAAUGAUAUUAAAAAAUCAAUCUUUACUUCAUUCUUUUUCUCAUCAUCUUCAUUCCAUUUUCUGCAACUUUGACUUUCAUUUUUCCUUAUCUUCUUUCAUAAUUUAUCAUCUUAUUUUCGAGGUCUAACGUCCACGUCCACCACGGCGGUCACUAAAGGAGAAAAACAGGCCUCCUCUCACUCCUUCAUGCCAUUCUCCUGUAUUAUCUCCUUUCUCCCUCACUUUUCUCUUUUAGUCUGUUUUUGCCUCCCUGCUCAAUUCCUUUCAUUUGUUUUAAAAUUUUGUUUCCAGUAUUUCUCCUUGCCUCUCCCCCUCACUCUCCAUUUAAUCUUUUUCGUAUCUAUCUUUGCACUUACCAACGCUAUUGCUUUUACCUGGAUUAUUUAUUUCUUACUGCACGUGAUUCGUCUCUUCACUGGAUCUUUACGUUUCACCCUCUUUUCAUUUACUAUAUUCUCUGUAUUCUUACCCUCUCUUUGUAUUAUCUUUUAUCACUACGUCCUUCUUCUUCAGAUUACUGCAAGUCUGACUUUCUUUUUACCACAGAGAACUUUAUCCACCUCGACUCACACCUCUACAAACCUCUACGUCAAGGCAGUUACAGGGUGUUUAUUGCAGCUUUUCAAUGUUGUGGAAGCUUCAUCUUAUUCCAGCAGCGAACAGGUACUAAAAUAAUAACUACUAUACAUAUAAAACGUGUAACAACAAUGAAAGUGAGGGAUUUAUACAGUGAGAAAAUGUCAAGUCCCCUCUUCCCCUCCCUACACACACCUGUGGAUUUAGUGCAUAGGCUUAGCUAGGAUUACUUAGUGUCCUGUUAAUCCCGUGGAGAUUAACAAAAAAAAAGGCUGUAUUUUAAAUCGCUGGGUGUGAGUCUCCUUGUCUCACUGAAUUGGUGGAUUUGUAAUGAUUUCUUAUGCACAUUUUUUUUUAUUCAUUUAUUUUAUUACUUGAUUUUGAAAGAAGUGACCCAUCGAUCCAGCCUCAUGUCUUAUUAUUAUUAUUAUUAUUAUUAUUAUUAUUAUUAUUAUUAUUAUUAUUAUUAUUAUUAUCGUUAUUAUUGUUAUUAUUAUCAUUAUUAUCAUCAUUAUUAUUGAUCAUAUUUUUAUUCAAGGCCUCCUAUAUGCUUGCUAUUUUUUCCCUUUUUUUCAUAUAUAUACACUAUAUUUUAAACCUCUCCGGAGACAUUCUGUUACAAGUAUAAGCACAAUUUUGCAGACAGUAACGUUGUUGCUUUUAUCAAGACAAAUAAUUUCAGUAUUCUUUAGAUAUAUAAGAGACAAUUCCUGCACCUCCCCUCCCCACCACCACACUAACCUCCUACAACACUCCCUAACCCGUGACCUUUUGACCCCUUACCCUCUAACCCACCACACCCCAUCUGUAGUGUUAAUGUGUGAUAUAAAAAAAUGUUUGUUUCAGCGUUCGAUGUGAUUUUUCAGUGUGAUUGAGAAUUGUGCCGCGGUCUUGUGUUCCGACGGGGGCAUUAUAAUAUUUUCUUACUGUGAAACUUAAGGAACCAGAAAUGUGUCAUAUACCAUAGACGUUGUACUGUGUUUUGCACUAGUCAUUAAAGAUUGCCAAGUGAGUGUACAUGAAA